Messenger RNA from Dermacentor silvarum, 1241 nucleotides. Its product is annotated as myb/SANT-like DNA-binding domain-containing protein 1. The transcript has 3 exons. Lineage: Eukaryota; Metazoa; Arthropoda; Arachnida; Ixodida; Ixodidae. Gene Ontology annotation, cellular component: nuclear body. Gene Ontology annotation, biological process: positive regulation of DNA-templated transcription. Bases 443 to 1216 code for a protein of 257 amino acids. The record is from RefSeq and is a predicted model, not a curated record.
CUGUCACACGGGACAACUUAAGUGCACUUUGAGCGAGUGCACUUCGCCCCGAGUGUCAUUCGCAAGCUGUCACACGGGCACGCGUAGUGACACUUGCUGCAAAGCGCACUCUCUGGCGAGUGCGUUCGCCAAACACACUUCGCUCCGCCGAAGUGCGUAGUCUCGGCAACAGGGGCUCAUAAACAAAUAAACUAAUAUCAAAAUCCGAGUCAGUACUCUUUUUUAAACGAUGUUUUCAUUAUUAGAAAUACUAAUACGUAUUAAAAAGUACUUUACAAAAACAAUUACUAGUUUACUAUUCUCGCUCUCAGGCUGUUGACAGUCACGGCCGCUGGGGGCGUGCUCGGAGCAUGCCAGAGCACAUGGCCGCGCACGCCGCGAUGUUUACUUCGUUGCAAAUGUGUAGGCAGUGUAGGCUAGUCUGUCAUCCCCGCCACGUGCAAUGGACUCAAGCAGUGCCUCGAAGACAACGUGGUCCGACGCAGAAACGAGGGCAAUCAUACACCUCUGGGAGGAACACUUGCCAGACCUACGCCGUGCGAAGCGCAAUUUGAAGGUGUAUGCUGCGAUCGCGGAGAACCUACAAGCGUUAGGUUUUGACAAGAGUACGAAGGAGGUGAAGAAAAAGAUAGAAAAUCUAGGAAACAAAUACAGGCUCAUCAAGCGAAAAGACACCGGAACUGGCUCAGGGGCCAUAAGUUGGCCCUAUUAUUGGGAAAUACAUCGUUUUUUGGGCACACUGCCACUUCACGACCAAACACUGGCCCAAGAAAGCAGUUGCUGCCAAACAUCCCCGGCAGAAGUGAUCCUUGAAGGAAUAGCAAGGGGGGACCCCUUGCAAGACAACCAGUCAAGUGACGGGUGCCCGUCACCUCUCCCUGGGAUGGCAUGCUGCCCCCCACCAUGUGCAUCGCCACCUGAGGCAGGGAACUCUUGUCUGCAAUCCCCCCCUGACACAGGAACAGCUGGCCCCAGCUGCGAAGCUGGAUUGGAUGUCAGCUGUACAAAUCCAGCAACCAAAAAACGGAAGCGGCAACCAGCUCCGUCCACCCUCGUGAUGCAGCUGCUGGACGAGCAGCGCCAGCUUCGUAUUUCCUCGGAGCCGAGGAAAGAUAGGGAGCUGCAGCUCAGAGAAGAACAGCUCAAGGUGUUCAAGCAGAUAGCCAGCAUUGAUGAAAGAUUGCUGUCUGUGCUGGAGAAGCUGGCAAAUAAAUGAACUGUGAAUACAUCAGGAGAAAUUU